Messenger RNA from Cyclopterus lumpus (lumpfish), 2963 nucleotides. It is a transcript of the gene parp2, whose product is annotated as poly (ADP-ribose) polymerase 2. Gene Ontology annotation, molecular function: zinc ion binding; NAD+ poly-ADP-ribosyltransferase activity. Lineage: Eukaryota; Metazoa; Chordata; Actinopteri; Perciformes; Cyclopteridae. The record is from RefSeq and is a predicted model, not a curated record. The transcript is spliced from 17 exons. Bases 133 to 2079 code for a protein of 648 amino acids.
CACACGAUCUUUUGUGCCGGCCAGGAACCAGUGGCGAGGAAAGUUUUACCGCCCGCGCCCCACCCCCCUUUUGUUACCCCGGCAUUAUUGUAGUAAAACAUCUAGUGCGAGUUGUGUUCUUCACAAACCAACAUGAGGCGCACGAGAAGUUCGAGGAGUAAAACUCAGGCCGCGCAAGAGGCCGAGGAAGUCCUGUCAAAAACAGUGUGGCAGUGGAAAGGGGAUGAAGGACAGUGGGAACCAUACUCGCCUGCAGACUGCAUCCUGUUGGACUCCGCCGUCUCUUCAGGAAACACUUCUGUCACUCUGUCUCGGGGCCCGGGGACGAGCUACGAAGUCGACCUGAAGAAGAUGGUCCAGAUUAAUCCUGUCACCAAGUACCAGAGGAAGAUUCGCUCUCAGACAGUAAAACCAGAAUGUCUAAAUGCAGCCGGUGACAUGGCUGCUCAAAAUGAGAUGCCGGUUCAACUUGAAGAGGAUGAGACGGAAAAGCAUCCCGCAGCUAAAAGAAAGAGAGUGCAGAGCAAGAGUCAGGCAAAAACUGAAAAAGUACCCAAAGAAGAAAUAAAAUGUGACGAGGUCGUGAGGACGGUGGUCAUGAAAGGAAAAGCUCCAGUGGACUCUGAAUGUAAAGCCAAACUGGGAAAGGCUUAUGUUUACAGUUCGGGAAAUGAUGUUUACGACGUGAUGCUAAAUCAGACCAAUCUUCAGUUUAACAACAACAAAUACUAUCUGAUCCAGCUGCUGGAAGACGACAGCUCCAAGGCGUACAGCGUGUGGUCGAGGUGGGGCAGAGUGGGAAAAGUGGGUCAGAGCAGUCUGACAGCCUGUGGUGGAGACUUGCUGAAAGCCAAAGAUAUCUUCAAGAAGAAGUUUUUAGACAAGACCAAGAAUGAGUGGGAACACAGAGCGAGUUUUGAGAAAGUAGCUGGAAAAUACGACAUGGUGUUCAUGGACUACAGCACAAGCGAAAAGAAGGAGAGCCAGACGACUGUGGACGCCACGCCCGAUAAGAGGACCUCCCAGCUGGAUGCGAAGAUCCAGUCGCUCCUGGAGCUCAUCUGUGACAUCAAAGCCAUGGAGGAGUGCGUGCUGGAGAUGAAGUUUGACACCCGAAAAGCUCCCCUCGGCAAGCUGACCACAGAGCAGAUCCGCGCAGGCUACACGGCACUGAAGAAAAUCGAGGAGUGUUUGAAGAAGAAGGGCAACAGUCGUGAGCUGCUGGAAGCGUGCAACCAGUUCUACACCCGCAUCCCUCACGACUUUGGGUUGAAAACUCCGCCAGUUAUUCAUACAGAAGAUGAGCUGAAGGAAAAAAUUUCACUUUUGGAGGCUCUGAGUGACAUUCAGAUAGCAGUGAAAAUGGUCCAGUCCAGUAAAGACGGGGACGAGCAUCCUCUGGACAGACAGUACUCCUCCCUCCAUUGUCAAAUGCAGCCUCUGGACUCCAGCAGCCACGAGUACACGGUGGUAGAAAAGUACCUACAGUCCACUCACGCCACCACCCAUCACAACUUCACCAUGACGGUCCUUGACAUCUUCUCAGUUGACAGAGAAGGGGAGAGGAACAACUUCCUCUCUCAGAUGCACAACAGGACUCUGUUGUGGCACGGUUCCCGCAUGUCGAACUGGGUCGGCAUCCUCAGCCAGGGGCUCCGUGUGGCCCCCCCUGAAGCCCCCGUCACUGGUUACAUGUUCGGUAAAGGUAUCUACUUUGCUGACAUGUCAUCAAAGAGCGCCAACUACUGCUUCGCUGGUCAGAACAACAACGUUGGACUGCUGCUACUGUCUGAGGUCGCUCUGGGAGACUGCAACGAGCUGCUGGAUGCCGACUACGAGGCCAACAACCUGCCUGCUGGAAAACACAGCACCAAGGGCCUGGGAAAGACCGGACCCAACCCCAAGAACUCUGUGGAUCUGGAUGGUGUGACGGUGCCCAUGGGGCCGGCAGUGCAGACGGGGGUGGGUAAAAACAGCGGUUACUCCCUCCUGUACAACGAGUUCAUCGUCUACAACCCUGCCCAGACUCGCAUGAGGUACCUGCUGCGGAUCAAGUUCAACUACUCUUCACUCUGGUGAUGCAAAACAGUUUAUGGAUGCAUGAAAUCUGGAGAUUUCUGGAGCGCUUUUUCUCCCCACAAAGCAGGGACGCUAUAUAACUCAAUCAUUCUUCAUGUACAGUAUGAUUCUGUUUAGCGUAGGGUGUGAAGGUACCGGGUGGAUGACACGUAGAGCUGCGACAUUUAUAUCGAUUUAAGUUGUUUUAGUCAAUUUGAAGCAAAGGAAAAAAAAUGUAAUAUAUCUUUGGGUUUUUAAAUUUUGGUCAAAGAAAGCCUCACCUUGAGCUGUGGAAGAUUGUAGCUGGCAUUUUUCACUGUUUUCUGAAAUCUGGGAUUAAUCCGCAAAAUAACUGAAGCAGUCGCAGCUCCACGGUGACGUCAACAGAUUAAAUGCGUAUGCAUCUCAAUUAAAAUGAGAACAACGCCAACAAAACUACAUUUUUCUACAGUUUGUUUUGUUCUUAAAAUAAAAUGCUGCGUCUUCGGUCUUUUUGAGUCAGAAAAAUGAUGUUGGACCCUGUCAAAUAAUUUCCUGGUUUGUAUGAACUUUGAUGAAGAUUGAGCCACCUAAAAAACAUUGUUGCACGACAUUUUGUUAUAUUGCAUUCUUUCUCAUGUCAGCGUAAGCUGUAUUGUGUUCUGUUAGGUCUCUGCUUUUGGUGCUUUAUGAAACGCACGUGGUCUUAUGGAUCUUUUGGAUUAUCAGCGUCUGACUUUAAAUCAAACAAUGUAAUGAUGUGGAGGUUCUUCAGGCAGGUUUGACGUGAGCAUUUCGACUGAAUAAUUACCUGAAUUCUAUUAAAUGUGUCAAAAUCAGUGCUGAAAAAGCAGACAUUGAAGGCUCUCAUUUGUUUCUGUACAGGUGAACAUGCACUGCAAAAAACAAUAAAUACAGCACAACCA